UACUGUAAACAGGAGAGAUAGCUGUGAGGAGGAAAUCAGAGCCCAUUGUGGGCUCAUAAAAUGGAUGUCUUUUCAACUAAACAGAUGGCUAUCGGCCUAACAGAGGGACUCGGGUUCCUUUCUGCCCGGCCAUUUCCUUUGCUGAGUGUCUGUCAGAACCACCCAGCUGGGCGUUUCUCAGGACUGCAGGCUUUCAGGUCAAACAGAAAACCUGGGAGUGCCUGCAAAAGCCCCACGCAGGCGGGUGCAUGACGCAGGAGCUGGACGACAUCUCCCUCCCUGCUGCUGGGGGAGGUGGAGGCCGUGGUGCCCGGAUUUGUGCAGUUUCUCUCCAGCAGCCAGGACCACAGGGAAGAGAGCUUUGUGCUGACGUCGCUGAAGGCUUCCCGGGCUGAGCACCGCCCGCCCCUCGGUUCAUUUCAGAAGCUGGGACAUCCUCCACACACUGUCACCCUCACACCCGCCAGGAUGGACAAGACCCAGGAGCCCCCGGCCAUGACUGUCCACCUGCUGGCCAGCUCCGGGCAGGGUGCGCUCCUGCAGCAAGCGCUGGACCAGCUCCUGGGCUGCCUCUGCCCAGAGGCCCGUCUCUUCAUGGUGUCGGAGCGGGCCAGUCCCGUGAGCAGCUAUGACAGGGGCCACCCCAAGCGCUCCCGGUUCCCGGGGAUGUCCGUUCUGCUCUUCCUGCACCAGAGCCCUGGAGAGGAGCGGCUGUUUCGAGUCCUCCACUCCCUGCGGCAGUGGCCCUGGCAGAGCCACCCCGCCCUGAGCCUGCAGGGAAGCCCGUGCCCCCACAGCCUGGCCCGCCAGGAGUUCUUCACUCUGGACAACCACAUGCCCGUCUGGGGCGUGAGGCCGGUGCACGGCGGCCCGGAGGUCCUGCGGGUGACGCUCUACUGCACCUUCGACAACUACGAGGACGCCGUCGGCCUCUACGAGAUGAUCCUGCAGAGGGAGGCCGCCCCGCAGAAGAGCAACUUCUGUCUCUUCGUGCUCUACGCCACCGAGAGCUUCGCCCUGCAGCUGUCCCUGAAGCAGCUGCCCCUCGGGAUGUCGGUGGACCCCAAAGAGUCGUCGGUGCUGCAGUUCAAGGUUCAAGAGAUUGGCCAGCUAGUGCCUCUCCUCCCACACCCGUGCGUCCCCAUCAGCCGCACCAGGUGGCAAACGCAGGACUACGACGGCAACAAGAUUCUGCUCCAGAUCCAAUCGAAUCCAGGACUUGGUGUGAGGAACAGCGAGCUUUCCUUUCUGAAUGGCAGCCCCGGGGCUGACGUGCUUCCCCAGGGACCCAGGGCGGCCCCUGUCUCCACAAGGAGGACCCUGGAGCUGCGAAGGCGAAGGAGCAGGGGCAGGCGGUACAAAGCGGCUUCUCUGGAAUUCCCCAAACCCAGUGGGAACCCAGCGUCCAACAGCUCUCAUGGCACCUUGUGGCGAAACCCUGGCUGCUCAUCCCAGGUCAGCAGCCCAGCUACAGAUGCCCAAAUGCCUCUGUGUUCUUCCCACCUUGAACCCAGGACCAGAAUGAAGAUCUUUGGUCAGGAAAAUGGCUUUGAGAAACUGGAGGCAGAGACCAAUGUGGACACAGGGCACACCAUGGUCAACUCUGAAUUCAGACAAUUGUUUCUGAGCAGGUUUCCGAGGGAUCUGCAGACCAGCCAGCCACCACCAGCCUCCACCUUAGGGGCAGCUGCCUCCAAAAAUAACAAAAACUUGAAGGAAAGCAUCCAUCCUUUGUCACUUGCUGGCCAAAGGGACCUUGAUGCAAGGAAGACAAUCUCAAAAUGUCUUCAUCUGCCAGUUCAGGGUGAAGAAAAAGGAGAAGACGAAUUCUUUAUAUAGUAUAAAACACUGUGGUUUUCUAAGAUACAAGAUCAAAUACAAUGUUCCAGAAAGGGAGCAUUCUAUCUUGUUUAUCUGAGGGGGCCUGAAUGCUAGCCAUGCAUAGGUCUGUAUUGCUUUUAUUUGUUCAAAGUCUAAUGGUGCUGUAAGUGGUUGCUUGUUUUCAGCCAUGGUCGUGGUCAUAGACACACUAACCUUGCACCUAUCAGGAUAAUUGCAUUGUAUGGAAAUGAGUUGAACAUGUUUUGCAAUGUUGAUUAGUGUAUACAAUUUGGUUUUAAUUUUUUACUGGGGUGGCAUAGCUCUUCCCCCUGGACAUCGUGGACUAUUUAUUCUUUAGUGUUUUUUAAUUUUUUAUGUGACCUCCUUUUAUAACUAGGCCCUGCUCACCACAUGCCCUCUAAUGAUUUAAGUUGUUUGCAUAUGGAAUGAGUUAACAUGCAAAGUGCUUUGAAAAUUAGGAAUAACUAACUGUUUUCCUGUUUCAUGAGCAGAAAGGGAGGGUUUCCUGCUCCUCCAUUUCUCAUUUGCUUCUGCACUAUUCCAGUGGGACCAGAGGCUCAUGUGACUAACUAGAGAGGAAUGUCACAUGAUUGGAUGAUUCGAGAUCUCCACAGAGCAUUGGUUGGGCUAUUGGAGCAGGACUUGGGUUCAUCUGGUCAUGUUUGAAUUUCUAAAUAUCUUUGCAAUAUUCAUUCAUUCAACAAAUGUUUACUAGGCACCUAACUUUGAGUCACCUAACUUUGAUUUAUGAUAUGCAUAUAUUCUGUGGCCACCAAAUCAAAAGUGAUUAUGGUUCCACCAGUUUGAUAAAUCCAUCCUGUCAACUCAAGAAUAUAUUGAAAUCCAAAUUUAUACCUCUAGAAACUUUUCCCAUAAUUCAUUCUCACAGUUGCUGCACAAGGCUGUGGUAAGCAUUCACAACUUGCAGAUGGAGACUGGGCAGAUUAUGCAUUACAAUUAUAAUCAUAAUAGACAAGUUCUCAAUUGCUCGUAUGCUGUAUUUCUUUUUUUCAGUUGGGUCUAUACCACAUAAAAGUUCGAGUCUGUGUGUUUCAGUUAAGUUAUAAGGUUAUUCUUUUUUAUUAUAUAUAUAUUUU
Molecule: messenger RNA, 2939 nt
Organism: Pipistrellus kuhlii (Kuhl's pipistrelle)
Lineage: Eukaryota; Metazoa; Chordata; Mammalia; Chiroptera; Vespertilionidae
Gene: FAM124B
Product: family with sequence similarity 124 member B
Exons: 2
Coding region: 469-1839 (456 amino acids)
Cellular component (GO): nucleoplasm
Source: RefSeq, a predicted model, not a curated record